This is a messenger RNA of Aspergillus novofumigatus IBT 16806, 1986 nucleotides long. Its product is annotated as flavin-containing monooxygenase. Bases 1 to 1986 code for a protein of 661 amino acids. The transcript has a single exon. NCBI's taxonomy places the organism in Eukaryota, Fungi, Ascomycota, Eurotiomycetes, Eurotiales, Aspergillaceae. The record is from RefSeq and is a predicted model, not a curated record.
AUGGAUGUGACCGAGAUAGCCGAACAGACCUUGAACACUUCAUGCCUCUCUCCAGCCUGCCAGCAACAGGACUACGCGGAGAUCGAGAAAAGGUACGAGGCCGAGCGGCAUCAGCAGCUUCAAACUCGAGGAAAGAUCCCUGAUGUCAACAUCCGCACAAACACGCGGUUCGAGCAGUUCUCAAAGGACCCUUGGCUUGAUGAUUCGAACAAGAGACAGCAGAUACAAUACCAUCAACGUCGUCACAAUGGUAAACAUCACAAAGUCCUGAUUAUUGGGGCCGGGUAUGGCGGCCUUCUAUUUGCGGUUCGGAUCAUCCAGACCGGGGCAUUCACUGCUGAUGAUAUCCUGAUGGUCGACACAUCAGGCGGGUUUGGAGGUACCUGGUAUUGGAAUCGAUAUCCAGGGCUGAUGUGUGAUGUCGAGAGCUACAUCUACAUGCCCCUCCUUGAAGAAACAGGGUACAUGCCGCGAGCUAAAUACGCCUCCGGACCUGAGUUGAGGGUUCAUGCGGAGCGCAUUGCUGACACCUGGAAGCUCUCAAACCGUGCCAUGUUUGGGGUGACUGUCAAAAGCCUGGACUGGGAUGAAGUUGGAAAACACUGGAGUGCGCGAGGUUUGGUUCUUGAUUACGAGAAAGACCAGAGCAAAAAGGCCAGCCUUCAUCUGAGCGCUGAUUUUGUCAUGCUCGCGUCCGGCAUUUUUGCCAGUCCUAAAAUCCCAGACUUCACGAGCAUCUUGGAGUACCAUGGCCACAUGUUCCACACUUCUCGCUGGGACUACGGCUGCACAGGUGGAUCGCCGGAAAAUCCGAAGCUGUGCAAACUGGGUGAUAAGAAGGUCGGCAUCAUCGGAACUGGUGCCACUGCCAUCCAAGUGGUGCCGCACCUGGCACAGUACAGCAAGGAAUUACAUGUUUUCCAGCGAACCCCUUCUGCUGUGGAUAAGCGCGACAACCACCCGACAGAUCCGGUAUGGUGGAAUAAAAUGCUUCAAUCGGAGGGCCCCGGCUGGCAGAAGAGACGCAUGGAGAACUUCAAUGCUUUCACUGGCAACGAACAGCCACAGCCAGCGGUCGACAUGAUCGCGGAUGGCUGGACUUCCAUGCCUUCUUUCAGUAUUAUUGGCGGAUCGCCGGAGAGUAAUGCGACCGACUAUCUACACCGCAUGAAAGCAUUUGACUUUCCGAGACAGGAACGGAUUCGUGCGCGCGUGAGGGAGACUGUCCACAACAAGGAGGUGGCGGAGGCGUUGUCCCCGUGGUAUCCCGGAUGGUGCAAACGGCCAUGUUUCCAUGAUCACUAUUUGGCCGCCUUCAAUCGCCCAAAUGUGAGACUUAUUGAUGUUCGUCAGAGCGGUAUCGAUCACUUCACGCCGAAAGGCUUGGUGGCGGACGGCAGAGAACACGAGAUUGAUGUCUUCGUUUUCAGUACAGGCUACACGACUUCACGGUCGAGUCCCGGGGGGCGCGCUGACAUAGCCAUAACCGGCCGUAAUGGGCUAACGAUGGAGCACAAAUGGCAGAAUGGCCUGGCAACACUCCACGGAGUCAUCACACGCGAUUUCCCCAAUCUAUUCUUUCCGGGCCCUAGUCAAGCCGGAACGUGUUUGAACCACACCUACACCCUGGACCAGCUGGCCACACACGUGGCUUAUAUAAUCUCAAAGACGUUGAUAAAGAUCGGAGCCGCUGAUGCGGGGUACUCCCCUCGAGUGGUGAUUGAGCCAACUAAGGAAGCAGAGGAGGAUUGGGCUGUGCAAGUGUUGGCGCGGGCCGCAACUCAUGGCGCGCUCAGUCAAUGUACGCCUGGAUACUACAAUCGCGACGGCAUGGCCAGCGCCAUGAAAAGUCUGUCGAUGGAAGACAAAAUGAAGUUAGGCCGGAUGGUGUCGUGGGGAGAGGGGAUCGGCAGCUACAUGGAUCAGAUUGUGAACUGGAGAGGGCAAGGGGAACUUAGGGGUCUCGAGAUACAUUGUGUAGACUAA